GCCUACAUGUGGUGGUAGUGGAUAUCAAUAAGGAGGAAACGGUAUCAGUUGUAGUGGUGGUUGAAGUAGAGGCCAAUGUUAUAGUACUAACUGUUGGACAUGUACAACUGCGUGUAUUGGUGACGGUUCUACAUUUUGCAGCUUUAGCAAUUACUUGCGAUGAUAAUAAAAGUAUUGAAGCAAUUAAAGAAACUAUCAAACAAGAGAUAAAGGAUAACUC
Diversispora eburnea is the source of this 220-nucleotide messenger RNA. Lineage: Eukaryota; Fungi; Glomeromycota; Glomeromycetes; Diversisporales; Diversisporaceae. The record is from the annotation of a GenBank genome assembly.